UGAGCUUCGUCGCCCGUUCUUUCUCGAAGAUAAAAACGUAUGCUAGGCCGUUAGCUCACACCACUAAUACUCAGCUCACGGCGACUCCCAGAAAAAAAAUCAAAGUUUUAAUUAGAGCAUUUCGCGAGAAACUCGCCACAUUCAUCCAGACACUGGGGAUUUAGGCCUCAAUCACACGCCGACAAACGCUUGAUAAAUCAUAUAGUAUCAGAAAAAUCAUGGAGGUGCUAGAUAAUACACGCUUUUCUUUACGCAAUUUCCCUCUCGCGCUCCUCGUGCUCGCCCUCGUCACGCCCAUCGCCCCCGUGCUGCUCAUUCUCGCUCUUCUCUUCCCCGCGUCACCCGUUGACGGCGCCAAAUACGGCGUCGAAUACGGCGUCGUAUGCGGAGAAAGCGACACGGACGCGUUUCUACCGGUGGCGAGCGAAAGCGAUGAUCUGGAGUACGAAAGAGCAAGCAUGAGCGCGGAUCUCCCCCCCGCGAGCGGAAUCAGCACCCACCACCGUCACUCGGCCACCAUGUGGUGCUGACGAGAUGACGCUGCCGUUUCUGAGGUGGCCUCGCUACCAUUCCGCGACUCCUGCUACUCUCGUCCUAUCUUCCGUCCUCUAAACAAGAGCACCUGUCACGACGCGAGUCCGAACCGUCGGGCACUUUUUCUCAGACUCAGACUCGUGAGGAGCAUCGGAUCACUAACCAGCCUGAGUCUUUUUUCACCAGAUGACACGUCGGCAGCCGUGACGCUCACUCGGCCAUGUGGUGCUGACAAAACGGUGCUGAGUGUGAGUAGCAGCAAUCACCCUCAGCUGGCGACGUGGUGCGACGCACCCUGCUGUUUUGCGGCGCCCGCAGCGCACGAAGUGACACUCUACCAGUGGCUCCGUAAAAACGUAGGGUGAACUCCGCCAAUGCGCGGUCAGUGUUCGCCGACCAAGCCUCGUAGUACCGCCGGCUUGUGGCUGUACCACGGUUAUCAAUCCGUAGCAAACCUGCGUUUUGUGGUGGUUUUUGGGAGGAAUCGAGCGACAUGCAGAAGGUUCCAGCGCAAUGCUAUAACGAAGAACCAGUGUUCUGGAGCUGUCGGAGUUCAAAAUACAUAUUUUAGAAAGUA
Molecule: messenger RNA, 1111 nt
Organism: Closterium sp. NIES-67
Lineage: Eukaryota; Viridiplantae; Streptophyta; Zygnematophyceae; Desmidiales; Closteriaceae
Source: the annotation of a GenBank genome assembly